Molecule: messenger RNA, 1198 nt
Organism: Paramormyrops kingsleyae
Lineage: Eukaryota; Metazoa; Chordata; Actinopteri; Osteoglossiformes; Mormyridae
Source: RefSeq, a predicted model, not a curated record
GGCGUGUGGUGGUAAAUCAGACUUUUCCUAUGUAGGGUGUAAACCGUAUGAAGGUCUGGCCGGGGGAGUGUGCAUUUCAUUGCAAAAGCUAUAUAUAAUUAAAUGGUAGCUUGUUUCCACAUUAUAACGGAAUAAAAAAACAGCAUCCAGCCGCUGAGUGCGCGGCCCGUCCCAGUGUUCCGCCCCCUAACAUGUCCGAGGACAGGCUCCUGUUUUCCUGCGAGGAUCCAGCGCUAUGGAGGCGGAUCUAUAAAAGUUACUGGCGAGUGGUGGAGCUGAAGUCGAUGGCUAAGGGGAAGAAGCCGGGCAAACUGCUCCCCCUGGAUAAAUGGUACCAGGAUGAGCUGCCUAAAGCGAUUGCCAGCCGGCCGCAGCGGUUCCUGACGCACCCGGAGCUGCUCAAGGUGAUGGAGUGGAAGCUCACUAGGGGGAAAUUCCGGCCGAGGCUACAGCAGUUGGUGGCCACCAAUCCCAGCGAGACCGUGGAAAAGUGCACCAAGAAGGCCUUCAGUCUGCUGCCGGACAUCCAGGCGGCCAUCACGGAGCUCAGCUCUCUGAAGGCCUUGGGGCCUGCCACCGCAUCAGCAGUUCUGGCUGCUGGCUCUCCUGAGCUCGCUGCCUUCAUGGCUGACGAGGCGGUGGAAAGCAUUCCGUACUUAAAGCCCGUUCAGUACACAGCCAAGCAUUACUCUCUGUACCUGCAGAGGGUGGUGGAGCGGAGCUGCUCGCUCAACGAAGAAUGUCCAGUCUGUUCUUCACUUUUGGGUCACCUGACAGAACACAGAAACACUAAGGCUUUGCUAAGUGACUGGCCACUCUCCUCUCCUUCCAUCCAGCGGACAGUGAAAAGAACUGGACACCCCACAAGGUGGAGCUCUGUCUGUGGGCCUGGGCUGUGGCCGGUCAGCUGCAGCCCUCCCUGCUCCAAGAGCUCUGCAAGGAGGAGAGCCCUGAGGAGGCUGUGGAGAGCAGCAGGAGACCAACCAAGAGGCAGAGGACCAACUAGACUAUACCUACCAUGUUACUGCUCUUUGUUUUUAUCCACAUUUAAAGAAUAAAUAUGUGAACAAACCUUACAAACAUUUCUGAAUCAAAGGACUGUCCUAAAAAGUCAAAUGUUGCACUAAAAGCUAAAUACAGUUGUUUAUUUUUUCAAUACCCACUUUUGUAUAAUAAACUACUUACAGUGCAGACAUUC